This is a messenger RNA of Protopolystoma xenopodis, 369 nucleotides long. The record is from the annotation of a GenBank genome assembly. Lineage: Eukaryota; Metazoa; Platyhelminthes; Monogenea; Polystomatidea; Polystomatidae.
AUGCCUUUUUGUGCCAGUCUGACGGACGUGUUGUGUACUUAUUUCUUGUUUUAUGCCUCACACACGCAGCAUUCAACUCGCUUCUCAGAGGCGUUGCGUGUGUUGCACCUUUUCACUUGGCUCUGCGCCUUCUUCUUGAUCGCGUCAUUUGCCAGCAAUCUCAUCCCUUCAUACAUUUUAGCGCACGAUUACGAGGUACCGCCGCAGAAUCCUGACGAGCUGCUAGAGGCGCGAAAGAAAGGAGUCCCCUAUGAAUGGUUUUAUUUGAUGAAUGGUACCACAGUUAAGUCUGUAAAGGUGAGCACUUCUUGUCUUGGUCUCUCCUUCGGGGCACCCAGAGUGGCGAUAACCGACUUUGAGGGCCCUUAA